Molecule: messenger RNA, 483 nt
Organism: Clarias gariepinus (North African catfish)
Lineage: Eukaryota; Metazoa; Chordata; Actinopteri; Siluriformes; Clariidae
Product: ladderlectin-like
Exons: 5
Coding region: 1-465 (154 amino acids)
Molecular function (GO): signaling receptor activity
Source: RefSeq, a predicted model, not a curated record
AUGGGAAUCAGUGAGCUGCUUGGACCUUUUCCUCCAUGUCCAGAUGGCUGGUCUCACUUUAGAGGACGGUGCUUCAAAUAUCAGGCUACCAAACUAGAUUGGGCUUCUGCCGAGAGAUUCUGCCUGAAUCUCGGUGCACACUUAAUCUCAAUACACAAUGAGGCAGAAUAUCGGCAUGCCAAGUCCUUUAUCCGUUCUCAAGACCCCAGCGAGUCUCCAACAUGGAUGGGCCUUUUUGGCUGUGAAAAGCAAUUUAACUGGUUCUGGUCUGAUGGCACACAAUUGACUUUUACCAAGUGGAAUCCAGGUGAACCAAAUUUUAAUGAACCAAAUGAAUGCUGUGUGCAUAUGAACUGGCUUCAUAACUCUGGCGCUAAGAACUGGAAUGACAUUCCAUGUCAUCAUGCCUAUCCUUUUGUGUGUGUCAAGGGAAGAAUCGGCCCACCCAUAAUUCCAUUAAAAUAACACAAUUUUGGAUUUUUU